Hypomesus transpacificus is the source of this 942-nucleotide messenger RNA. RefSeq names its product WAP four-disulfide core domain protein 2-like. The record is from RefSeq and is a predicted model, not a curated record. Gene Ontology annotation, molecular function: peptidase inhibitor activity. The transcript has 4 exons. Gene Ontology annotation, cellular component: extracellular region. NCBI's taxonomy places the organism in Eukaryota, Metazoa, Chordata, Actinopteri, Osmeriformes, Osmeridae. Gene Ontology annotation, biological process: antibacterial humoral response; innate immune response. Bases 212 to 727 code for a protein of 171 amino acids.
GCUCUGCACUGAAGUCAAUCUGGAAACUGGUAGGCCAUGAUUACAGUUACUGAAUGUGACCUGAGGGGCGCAUGAACGAGAAUGUAAAAUGAGCGGCUUAGGGACCCAGCAAGAGCGCAGGUGGCCCCGUGCGUGAGUGUGUGCACGCGCUGCCUCUUUAUAUUGGAAUAUUUGUCCGAACAAUUAGUAUUGAGCUCGAAGCGAAGACAGCAUGGAGAUGCAUUCGUCAGCGAUUUGGGGGUUUAUUGUUCUGUUUUUAACACUUGUAGUUUGUACCGCAGGAUCCUCAAUAGGCCCACCUGUUCACGGGAAGCCUGGAGUGUGUCCUUGUGAGAAAGGACCAGGGCCGUGUGUGGAGUUGUGCUCCGAUGACUUCAACUGUACCAAGAACAAGAAAUGCUGUUCUAACGGAUGUGGGCAUCAAUGCUUCGCCCCCUACACAGGGAAGCCAGGAGUUUGUCCUUGCAUUGGAUGGGGACCACGGCACUGUGGGGAGAUAUGCUCCCGUGACUGCGACUGUCCCGGCAACCAGAAAUGCUGUUCUACCGGAUGUGGGCAUCACUGCAUCGCCCCCUACACAGGAAAGCCUGGAGUGUGUCCUCGCAAGACAGUCGUAAAUGGGAUCUGCCCAUCUGAGUUGUGCUCCAUGGACUGCGACUGUCCCGACAAAAAGAAAUGCUGUCCUAACAGAUGUGGGCGCCAAUGCACCUCGCCUCUCUGGGCCUGAGGGGUUUUGUCCAGGAGAGCAGAAGUGCUGUCCGACAACCUGUGGCCACUCCUGCAGCGACCCGUCCUGAUUGGUUAGGAGGUCAAACAUUGUAAGGUUGAGGUUUUGAAAGCACUGUAUGUCGUUGGUUCAUCCGAAGGCAAAGGAGUGCCUGAUUUCUUUUUUUUUUUUACCGUCUUUGUACGGUUCUAACCAAAAUAAAACUUUCAACUUAA